AUGAUGAGUCGCACGCACGCGCGCAACCCCCGCCAUGCAGGCCGCCGGUGGCCGGCCGGCCGCACCGCAGACAGGGCAUCGCCGUCGUACGGACGCAGCACAGCCUCGACUCGACUGCGUCGUGAACCAGGAUCGGCUGGUCGCCCGCCCCGUACCGUAGGGUUAGGGGAAGCUGAAGUCACGGCCCAGGCCAGAGAAGGGAGGGAGGGACGGCGGGGAAAGGGAGCCGCUCGCGUGCGUCGUCGCCGUCGGCAAUGGUUCCCAGAUCGGAAAGCCAAGGGCCAGAGGGGCUGGAACUCCCGGGACAAGGCGCCGCAAGAGGCAGGUCGGGCCGUUUGCCGUGACCAUGGCCCCCCCCCGGGCGGGCUGCGGUUCGUGGCCGGUCGAUGA
Molecule: messenger RNA, 390 nt
Organism: Purpureocillium lilacinum
Lineage: Eukaryota; Fungi; Ascomycota; Sordariomycetes; Hypocreales; Ophiocordycipitaceae
Source: RefSeq, a predicted model, not a curated record